This is a messenger RNA of Ectocarpus siliculosus, 4053 nucleotides long. NCBI's taxonomy places the organism in Eukaryota, Phaeophyceae, Ectocarpales, Ectocarpaceae. The record is from the annotation of a GenBank genome assembly.
AUGAUGAGGGCUGUCAACUCUUGCAGAAGCGUGGCUGUUUCUGACGCCAUUCUCGCGGCACAAUCCACGUUCGAGGGGGGGGAGUUCCAGCCAGAGGCGUUCCCCCGGUGCGUGUGUCUGCUCCUGGAGGCGUUUGAGGGCGGGGACAACGCGAUCAAGCUCUCCGCAGCCCGCCUGCUGGAGAGGUGCCGGCCGUACUUCGGCGGGAACGUCCUCGCGGUUGAAGUCGCGCAGCGUGUUUCCCAAGUGCUUGGAUACCACGAUGACCCCACGACGAGAGAGCUGUGCCUUGAUGUUCUCUCUGCGGUGACGUUCGGAACGGGAGGGCUUCCCCGCGGAAUCCUGCUCGACAUCGGCCGCUCUCUUCGAAGCCCGUUCCUCGCUGUAUCCGGAGACCUACCGUCGACCGAGCUUUGGGAAUCCCUCAAGGUGUUUCUACUCGACGAGGACACCUCCACCUCCUCCUCCUCCUCCUCCCCGCCUGAGACCCAGCUGAAUGUCACUGCCCUGGUGGACCUGGUUCUGCACCGCCUCCGAAGCAAUAGCUCCGCUUCCGGGCAGGCUUCCGCCGCCGCCGCCGCCGCCGCCGCUCCGGGCGCCAGCAACCCAGCCCUGCGCGCAAUGGCCGUGGACUUCUUCGUGUCCCUGAUCCAUGUGGAGGCCGUCGAGAGGAGCAAGUUCGCGAUGGCGGCCGCCGAGGCGGCGGUGGAGGCGGCGGCGGUCGCCGAGAGGGAGGAGCAGGCCCGCAAGCAGGAGGCUCAAGACGAGCCGAGGAAGAAGGAGGAUGCCACCAGCGGCGGCGGCGGCGGCGGCGGCGGCGCUUCCGCUUCCGCUUCCGCCGCAAAGGCGGCACCGAGGGCUACCCCGCCGACCCCCGGGAGGAGCUCCGUCUGGCGCCUGCUGGACGCGGUCUCCGCCGCCUCGGAGGCCCACGGCGAGAAGGCCGAGCUGCUCUCGGUGCUCGGGGCGCCGGCCGUGGCGGUCGCCGUGCUGGAGGCGGAGGCCGUGGCGGGAGCGAAGAGCGCCGGGAAGAUGGCGUCUACGUUAUCCUCCUCGAGCGUGCUGCUGCUGGCUUGCGCGUCGUCGCUGGUGAGCUACUCCGGCGCCGCCUUCCGGGAGACGCCGUUCUACCCGGCGGACGGCGGCAUCAGCGACUCCGCCGCGCGGCGAGACAAGGCCCUGGCGGCGCUGGCGGAGUUCGCGGCGGAUGGCGUUCUCUCCUCGCUGCCCGUGCUCCGCCUGCUGUCUUCCAGGGGAAUCAGCGGCGGCGGGCCGGCGGCAGCGGCGGGCGCGAGGCUGCUGUUGCCGCAGCUGCGCGCGCUGGCCGCCGUCCACGCGUGGCCGCGCCAAAGAGUAGCCUUAGCCGUCGCGAGGAGUCUCCGGAGAGUGCCUCCGACGUCAGCUCUUGCCGUGGAACUGGCGGUGCUGGUGUCUCACGUGGUGAGGGCCGGCGAGGGUGACGACAAGGGGAGCGGGGGUGGGGGUGGGGGAGCGGGGGCGGGGGGCGAAAGACUGGGCGACCUGGAGAGGGUGCUGUGGGAGCUACUCUUUGGACGGCGGUUUUGCGACGAUAACCCGAAGGCCGCCGUGGGCAUCGCCGUCGCGCUCAUGCGACACCACAGAGGCUCGCUCAGCCGACAGUCCACCCUGUCCUCAGCGCUCGUUGGAGCCAUGGGUGGCGGCGGCGGCGGCGGCGGCGGCGGCUUGGCUAGUGACAACGACGCCGGUUCACCUUCAUCUGCUGCUGCCUCUGGAGGCGAAGAUGACCCCGGAACCGCGGCCGCGGGAAGCGGAGGGGCAGAAGCGGGGAAGAGGUGCCCGGCAGAGCCGGAGGGCACCGACCCGAUCGUCCUCGACCCGUGGUUCCAGCUGGUGCUCUGCCGGGAGUGCAUGCUUCACGGGUUUUUCGAGGCCGCAGGGGCCGGCCUGCGCAGGCUGCGGGACGGGGGCCGACGGAAGGGAGGGGGAGCGGUGCUGCCGGCUUCUGACACGGUCUGGGCGUGGACGGAGGUGCUGGGAAAGGUUUCCGCGGCGGAGGCGUUCUUUGGGGGUUCCCCCGACCCGGUUGCUGCGCACGCCUGUGCGGCUCACGAGACCGCGCUCGCCGCGGAGUUGCUGGCUUCGAUCCCCCGCCGGCCAGCAGGACCCUGGGGAAACGGCCGCCGGUCACCGUCGGUGCAACCGCAGUCUGUCCCUGCUGCCGCGGCGGGCCAAGGGGGUGAGGGCGGCGUCGCUGGCGUGUUUCGUGGCGGCGGCGGCGGCGACUUGUUCGCGUUUCAGAGGGGGUUCUUGCUAGCCCGCGCCGAGCUGCUGCGGCUGCUGGGUGCCUGCUGGGGCAUGUGCCAGGACCUCUCGGCGACGCGGACCAACCGGUACGCCCGCAACAGCCGGAGGGAGGCGCGCUGCCGCCGCCUGCCCGCCGCCUUCCGCCGCCUGGCCAGGGACUUCCGCCUCCUAAGGGGCUUCGCCCCGGGUGCGGGGUCGACGACUUCGGAGCCCCUCCGAGCGGCGUCCUGCCUCUGCUUGUUCCUCGCCAUCGCUGCGGACGCGCUGCUGAGCCAGGGAAAGUCGGUCUUUGUGGGUUCGAGGGAGAAAGGCAGCAACAAGAAGAAGACCUGGAGGGGCUGGCUGGAGCGAUUGGUGGCCGCGGGGGCGGAAGAGGAGGAGGAGGAUCGGGUCGGAGGCGGCGAGACUGAGGGCGCGCUGUUGAAGGCCGUGCGGUUGCUCGGCUCAAGGCUGCUUGGACUCUCGGACCCUCCAAAGGCUUCUAUCGGGCGCGUGGCCUUCUCGAGCAUCCUGGAGUCGGUGCGCGGCACCCCGUUCCCGAUACCGAGAGCGUUCUUCCGGACGGGGGUGUCCCCUCGAGUCGCCCUGUCGGCUCUUCCCCCCGCCCCGGCGGCCAGCCUGACGGGUCCAGAUGGCGUUGCCGCCGACGGCACCGGCAGUGCUCCUUGGGGAGGACAACCUCCGCCCCCCCCCCACCAGCAGGCGUUUGACGAUUUCCCGCCGCCUUUGUCGUCAUCACCUGUUGCGAUGGCGGCUACCGCCGACGAGCCGAGCGGCGGCGGCGGCGGCAUGAGCGUGGGGGAGAAGCGGCAGCGGAGGGACGGCGGCGCUGGGGCGAGGUACUACGGGCCGUCGUGCCGCCUUCGAGCCGACGUCGCGGAGGCGGAGCGCUCCCGCCGCCCCCGGUUGCCGCUAAUAUCCGCCGCCCCGGCUGUUUCGACAGCGGCGGGGUCGUCGCCUCCGCUAUCGCACUCUUCGCGCUGCCCCAACUCCGGCGGCGGCGGUCCGAGGAGAAACCCGUCGAGCCUGUCCUUUUCGGCCUCCGAAGCUUGGUGGGCGCAGCUGGUGCGGGAGGAAGUGAUGCUCGCUGCUGCUGCUGCCGCCACCCCCAGCGGGCAGGCGGGUGUCGGCGCAGGCGGGAUCUGGCGCUCGCACGCCGUCGGGCAGACGGGAGGAGCCGGGGUGUGGCUGCUGCAGGGUACGGUGUGUCGGGGCAGGGGGACGGGUGGGGUCCUGCCUGCUGUAUCGGAGGUGGUCUUGAAGAUUUCGGUCGAGCUGCCGCCUGCGGCUGUCGCAAGCGGGGGGGGCGCGGAUUCGCUGAGAUCUCAGGGGGACCCAAAGCGGGGGAUCUCCGCGGCGACUAGAAAAUGGUCCAAAGAGGUGGUGGCGGAAAUGUUCGGCGCCCCGGCCGACUCCAGCACCGUCCUCUGCUUCCGCGCACAGGUUCACCUGCCUGCAUUCUCACCACCGUCCCUGCCGACCGCGCGCAACGGCGGCGGCGCGGCUAACUCCCCCGCUAGCGGCGGCGGCGGCGGCGGCGGCGGCAGUGCCGGCGUCGGUGGCGUGAUGGAGGUGACCGUGUGCCUGAGGAGCCGCGGGAAGCAGCAGCACGACGAAAGGGCUAACGACACCGGCUUCGUGGCGCUAGGGAGCAGCAGCCGCGGCGGCGCCGACGCCCACGGAAGCGGCGGCGGCGGGAACGGGGAGAAGGAGGUGUGGACGGUGGGGAAGGUCGCCGUUCCGUUGCCCCCAACGCCGACGUGGUGA